Messenger RNA from Brassica napus (rape), 1203 nucleotides. RefSeq names its product LOB domain-containing protein 39-like. Bases 305 to 1018 code for a protein of 237 amino acids. Gene Ontology annotation, biological process: regulation of gene expression. NCBI's taxonomy places the organism in Eukaryota, Viridiplantae, Streptophyta, Magnoliopsida, Brassicales, Brassicaceae. The transcript is spliced from 2 exons. The record is from RefSeq and is a predicted model, not a curated record.
AUAUUUUUAUAUAUGUAUGCAUAUUAUAUACAGAAAGGUUUUAAAUAAAAAUAAUGGAAAAGAAAGGACAAAGGAAUAAAAAAGAAAACAAGUUGACACACACUCUCUUUUAUUAUUCACUUGCCUCUAUAAAUCCCCAUCUAGGCCUCUCUCAUCUUCUUAUAACUUGUUUCUUCUUACUCUUCUAUCUAAUCAGAUCAAAAACUUGUGUUUCUUGCUCCUAAAACAUUGGAUAUAUAUUCUCAUAAGUUUUGAAACUGUUUUUUGAGAUCUCUUGUUUUUUUUUUCUUUGUUGGCAUAUAAUAUGAGUUGCAAUGGAUGUAGAGUUCUUCGAAAAGGUUGCAGCGAAACAUGCAUCCUUCGUCCUUGCCUUCAAUGGAUCGAAUCCGCCGAGUCACAAGGACACGCCACUGUCUUCGUUGCUAAAUUCUUUGGCCGUGCCGGUCUAAUGUCUUUCAUCUCCGCCGUUCCCGAACAAAACCGCCCUGCUUUGUUUCAGUCUUUGUUGUUUGAAGCGUGUGGGAGGACGGUGAAUCCGGUUAACGGAGCGGUUGGUAUGUUAUGGACCGGGAACUGGCACGUGUGCCAAGCGGCUGUUGAAACUGUUCUUCGCGGCGGAACUCUACGACCUAUCUCAGAUCUACUCGAAUCUCCUUCGUUGAACUCCUCAGAUGAGUCUACCGAGAUCUGGCGGUUGCAGCGUCGCGACGGUUUCUCGACCUCAAGAUCCAAGCUCAUUACGACGGGGGUGGAAGAAUCUCCGGUCAACCGUAAACGAUCGAAAACCGAGUGGUCUGAACCGGAUAUGGAGCUACAGUUGAACCAUGGGUUAGCUCUAACCGGUCCGGUUGUCCCGGUUCCUUUUCUUCCACCGCCGCAGUUUAGUAAGGCGCUUAAUAGGGAUCAUCCGGGAAGUCCAUCGGAGGAGUCUGUAACGACGUCGUGUUAUGAAAAUGGAAUCAGCGGCGAUGGAUACAGAAACAAAAGAGAGAGAAAGUUAUUAAACCUUUUUGUUUAAAACCGACGACGCAAACUCUUCGCACUCAGUUUUUCUCGACGGUCCUUUUUAGGGUUUUUUUUGUGUGGUGAAGCCGCAUAAUUAUUGGCUAACAUAAUUAUUUUCUCUAUCGAGAAAUAUGAUAAUUUUUGGUGAUAUAAUGCUUUGCGGAUGAGUAUUAUAAAUAAUCUGUUGAGAAUGCUUAA